This is a messenger RNA of Blastocystis hominis, 1170 nucleotides long. RefSeq lists its product as hypothetical. NCBI's taxonomy places the organism in Eukaryota, Bigyra, Opalinata, Blastocystidae. The record is from RefSeq and is a predicted model, not a curated record. Gene Ontology annotation, molecular function: metal ion binding; methylglyoxal reductase (NADPH) (acetol producing) activity; butanol dehydrogenase (NAD+) activity. Gene Ontology annotation, cellular component: cytosol. The coding region runs from base 397 to 1170 and encodes 257 amino acids. The transcript has 7 exons.
AAUUUCAACUUCGCGAAUACGACACGUAUUGUGUUUGGAAAAGGCCAGAUCGCAAAGUUGCCGAAGUUGAUUCCUUCUGGCAAAAAGAUCUUGAUGACCUAUGGAGGCGGUAGUAUUAAGCGCAACGGAGUCUACCAGCAAGUGAUGACUGCUUUGCAAGGAUACGAUGUUACAGAGUUUGGCGGAAUUGAAGCGAAUCCCGAUUUCGACACUGCUAUUAAGGCGGUAGACAUUGUGAAGAAGAUUGGUGUGGAUGAUUGUUUCCUGCUGGCAGUAGGCGGCGGUUCUGUUGCUGAUGGAACGAAAUUCAUCGCUGCCGCUUCAAAGUACACCAAGACAGCGGAUCCAUGGGAUAUGGUGAAGUCUGGCGGAAAGGGCAUUGAAAGCGCUGUUCCAAUGGGUUGUGUUAUGACUCUUCCUGCUACGGGUUCGGAGAGCAACAACGGAGCUGUGCUGUCGCGCAGAAGCUGCAACGCAAAAUACGCGUUCAACUCCAACCUCCUCUUCCCUCAGUUCUCCAUCCUCGAUCCCGAGACCACCAUGUCUCUUCCAACCCGCCAGACCGCCAACGGCGUGGUCGACUCAUUCGUUCACGUCUGCGAGCAAUAUCUCACCGUGUGUCUGAAUGCUGACGUGCAGGAUCGCUACGCAGAGGCUCUUCUCAACGUCCUCAUCGACAAUGGCAAGCUCGUGAUGGCCAAUCCUCACUCCUACAUCGCUCGCAGCAACAUCAUGUGGGCCGCGACGCAGGCUCUGAACAAAUGGCUUUCGCAAGGCGUGAUCGUGGAUUGGGCGACGCAUAUGAUCGGCCACGAACUCACUGCCUAUCUCGGAAUGGACCACGCGCGCACGCUCGCUUGCAUUCAGCCGCGCGUUCUGCGCUUCCAAUUCGACGCGAAGAUGCAGAAAUUGGCGCAGAUGGGAGUGCGCGUGUUCGGAAUUUCGAAGGGAACCGUGCCCGAGAUCGCCAUGCAGACGAUCGAGAAGAUUGAGGACUUUUACGAGAACGUGAUGGGCGUGCCGACGCAUAUUUGCCAGUACAAAGUGGAUCAGAACAAGGAUUGGAUUGGUGAGGUCGUGAAGAAGUUCAAGGAGAAUAAUGUCGUUUUAGGAGAGAAUAAGAGAAUUACUCCCGAGAUUGUGGGACGUCUCAUUGAAGAUAGUUACUAA